CCUUAUCUGUUCCAGGAAUCAGAUGGUCAGGGCUGUCCGUUCUGUCGUUGUGAGAUCAAAGGCACUGAGCCCAUCAUUGUUGAUCCCUUUGACCCCCGAAAUGAGGGCACCAAGUGCUUCUUCCUGGACCAGCUCAGCUGCCCCCUGCUGGAGCUGGAUGAGGACGAGGACCGAGAGGACUGCCUGGUCAUGAAUGGACUGGCCAACAUCCGAAAGCACUGUGCAGAGCGGCAGAACUCCCCCAUGGUGUCUCCCAGCUCUUCCCCUCUCAGCCAACACAGAAAGGUCCACGGGGGAGACCCCCAUUGCGUGCAGCACCUUGGCCUCCCCCCCGUCCCGCCACGACUCGACCUCAUCCAGAAGGACGCCAUCCGCUCUCCAUCGGCCAGCCCCACCGGCUCGCCCAAGUCUUCACCAGGCAUGUCCAGGAAACAGGACAAGCCCCUCCCAGCACCACCUCCUCCCCAGAGGGAACCACCUCCACCCCCUCCCCCUGAGCGUCCACCUCCCAAUCCCCCAGAGUCGCGCCAUUCCUGGGUUCCAAGUUCUUCUCCCUCGUCAUCUUCCACCGGCAUGUUGUCAGACUCACAGCCCCCCCCUGAGACACGGGGUCCCAUAGGAUCAAAGCCCCUGCCCCAGCUCCGGCACAAUGGCCCCUCUCACCCGAACGGAAGACCGCUCAGUUGUCCCUCUGCUGGAUUUGGGAGGUUCCAUCAGCGAAUGGAGGGGGCUGGCCCCUCAGAGGGCUCCAAGCCCUUCUCUAAUGGUGUGCAGCUCAACGAUGAGUAUGACAUCCUGCCCUCACGGCAAUCACCAACUCAGACCAUGCUAGCCAGUAGCCACAA
Molecule: messenger RNA, 845 nt
Organism: Notothenia coriiceps (black rockcod)
Lineage: Eukaryota; Metazoa; Chordata; Actinopteri; Perciformes; Nototheniidae
Product: E3 ubiquitin-protein ligase CBL-B-like
Exons: 4
Source: RefSeq, a predicted model, not a curated record